Messenger RNA from Drechmeria coniospora, 2268 nucleotides. RefSeq lists its product as uncharacterized. The transcript has 2 exons. Gene Ontology annotation, molecular function: ATP binding; ATP hydrolysis activity. NCBI's taxonomy places the organism in Eukaryota, Fungi, Ascomycota, Sordariomycetes, Hypocreales, Ophiocordycipitaceae. The coding region runs from base 1 to 2268 and encodes 755 amino acids. Gene Ontology annotation, cellular component: cytoplasm. The record is from RefSeq and is a predicted model, not a curated record.
AUGGUCAAGAAGAGCAUCGACGUCAAGGUCCGGCCUCUCGCCAACAACACAGGCCUCGAAAAGGCGUCCCUGGCCGGCGCCGCCCGCGUCUACGUUACCAAAGACGCCCUCCUCUCGCUGUCCAACGGUCUCGAGAGCAGGCCAUGCAUUCUCGACAAGAUUCCCGGUGAUGGCGGGGAGCCACCCUUGCCCAAGAGGGAAGCCCUCCUCUGCGCCAACCCCCAGGGUAUGAGUGCUCACGUCGUCCUCAUGACCCGUGCCUUCCUCGAGGCCUCGGGCUUCAAGCUCGGUGACCAGCUGAGCAUCUGCCUGACCGCUGCCGCCUCGGUGCCGGACGCCGACGAGGUGGUUGUCGAGGACGUCUCGGACGAGGACGACAAGUCCUCGCUUGGUACAAAGUAUGCUCCAUGCUGGGAGCAUUCCCUGAGCAUCUCCAUGAAUCGCGCCGAGAUUGUGUUUCCUGGAAUGGUGUUUGAGGGCGUAAAUAUCAAUAAAUUCCGCCGCAACUACAAAGUCCUCACCGUCAAUGCACAAACGAACAACGUGGCCAAGUUCAAGCUCUCGUCCACAGCUUUGCGUAUUUCCUCGUUACCGGCCGAAGAAGAGGUCGACGAGGCUGCAUUGCCGGCCGGCGAACUCACCGUCACGGGAAUCCCCGGCUUGGCUGCCCAGAUUAGCACCCUCAACAGCUUCCUCCGCGGAUUCACACGCCCCUUUCUCCUCCCCGAUGAGCGAUCCUCCUGCGGUCUCGUCAUACACGGCGGGCCCGGCACGGGGAAAACCUUGAUUCUCAAACGGCUUGAGGCUACGAGAUGGGGCAAGACGUACUGGGUCGAGCCGACGGACAAGAUGUCGACCAUGCGGGAGACGUUCAAGCUAGCGCGCGCCUCGGCGCCAAGUAUCAUCUUCAUCGAUGGCCUUGAAAAGAUUACGGGAAAGGACCGCUCCAACCGCGAGUUUGUCAUCGACAUUCUCGCCAAGGAGCUCGGUUCCCUGUCCGCCGAGAUACAGAGCACUCAGGCCCUUCCGCAGGUCGUGGUCAUCGCUACCUGCCGGGACUAUAUGCUCGAGGUUCCCGAAGACCUUCAGAGGAGGCCCUACUUCCGCACAAACAUCGCCCUCCCCAUCCCUCGUGCCUCCGAGCGCCUCGAGAUCCUCCGCUUUUACAACCCUGCCAUCAGGCCCGAGGAGAAGGAAGCCUGUCUCGUGGGCAUCUCCCAGAAGACGCAUGCCUACAGCGGUGACGACCUUGUCAAUCUGAUCGAGGAUGCAGCCAAAUGCCUUCGGCGACGACUGGAUGACAUGGAGCUGGCGGACGAUGCGAAACAGGAGCACCUUCUUACCACGAUCGAUAUGGAGGCCGCCCUGCGCAUCACCCGUCCCACCGCCAUGCACGACAUUAACCUCAAACCACCGACGAUACACUGGAAGGACGUGGGCGGCCAAGAACCGCUCAAGAGGGUCCUCCAGCGCAUGAUCAAGAAGACCAAGGGCACCCAGCCGGCAGCGCUUCCCGUCCUCCGCCACCCACCCAAGGGCUUGCUGCUCUACGGCCCACCAGGCUGCUCCAAGACGCUUUCGGCCCAGGCCAUGGCCACGGAGUCGGGCUUCAACUUCUUCGCCGUCAAGGGUGCCGAGCUGCUCAACAUGUAUGUCGGCGAGUCAGAGCGCGCCGUCCGCACUCUUUUUGAGCGCGCGAGAGCCGCCAGCCCGUCCAUCAUCUUCUUUGACGAGAUCGACUCCAUCGGCGGCCAGAGGGGUGGCGGGCCCGGCGGCGCCUCGGCUGCUUCUCGAAGCACCGGCGCCGUCAACAUGCUGACCACCCUGCUGACCGAGAUGGACGGCUUCGAGGCUCUCACGGGCGUCCUCGUCCUCGCGGCCACGAACCGGCCCGAGGCCAUCGACCCGGCCCUCAUCCGGCCCGGCCGCUUUGACCAGGUGGUGUACGUGGGCCCGCCCGAUGGUGUCGCCCGCGAGGCCGUCUUCACCGUCCACCUGCGCGGUCUUGCCGUCGCGGACGAUAUUGACAUUCCCGAGCUCGCUCGCCGCGCCGACGGCUACUCGGGCGCUGAGAUCAAGGCCAUCAUAAACGAGGCCGGCUUGGCCGUCGAGGAAAGGUACGACGACGACGAGACAGGCACUGCCAGGUUCGAGCUCGCCAUGGAUGACCUGAUCGCCGCCAUGGACAAGACGCCGAGGAGGAUCACGAGGGAGAUGGUAGAAAGCUACGAGGAUUGGCACCUACAAUUUACAAGCCGGUUGAAAUAG